Messenger RNA from Thrips palmi, 2071 nucleotides. RefSeq names its product myrosinase 1-like. Lineage: Eukaryota; Metazoa; Arthropoda; Insecta; Thysanoptera; Thripidae. The coding region runs from base 143 to 1714 and encodes 523 amino acids. The transcript is spliced from 11 exons. Gene Ontology annotation, molecular function: beta-glucosidase activity. The record is from RefSeq and is a predicted model, not a curated record. Gene Ontology annotation, biological process: carbohydrate metabolic process.
GCCUGCCCGGCCCGGCCAGGCCCGUCCGUCAGACAGGUGCUGCUGUACUCUGGGGGCGCGGAGGCACGGCCGCAGGCGUUCGCCGAGCCCCGCAGUCCACGUCCAGUCCACGUCCCAGCCAGCAGCCUAGCUGGUUGGCAGCAUGUUCCCGGUGACGGCCAUGGUGGCCGUGGCGGUCGUCGCGGUGACGGGGCGGGCCGCGGGUCUCUCCAGCGAGUGGAAGUUCCCGGAGGGCUUCUUGCUCGGGGCCGGGUCCUCGGCCUACCAGAUCGAGGGGGCUUGGAACGUCAGUGGCAAGGGGCUCAGCAACCUGGACCGCGCCUACAGCCGCAGGACGGACGGUGGCGGCAAUGUGGCCUGCGACUCGUACCACCGCUUCCGGGAGGACAUCGAGAUGCUCAAGCUAAUGGGGGCUACCCACUACCGCUUCUCGCUGGCAUGGGCGCGCCUGCUGCCGACCGGUGAGUCGGACAACGUGAACCAGGCCGGCGUGGACUACUACAACGACUUGCUGGACGAGCUGGAGGCCAGCGGCAUCGAGCCCGUGGUGACGCUGUACCACAUGGACGUCCCCGCCGCGCUGGACGACAAGUUCGAGGGCUGGCUCAGCCCCCAGAUGGUGGACUACUUCGUGGCGUACGCCGUCACCGCAUUCCGGCUGUUCGGCGGCCGGGUGCGGUACUGGGUCACCCUCAACGAGCCCUUCAUGUACUGCUUGUACGGCGUGGGCCACGGCCGCCUGGGCGCCGUCAAGACCUGGCCGGGCCACGGCGAGUACGUCUGCGGCCACCACAUGCUGCUGGCGCACGCCAGGGCCUACCGCGCCUACAAGAACCACUUCGCCUACCACCACGGGUCGGUGGGCAUCACGCUGCAGAACUUCUUCACGCGGCCGUGCAGCGGGUCGGCCGCGGACCGUGCCGCCGCGGACGCGCACCAGCAGUUCGAGCUGGGCUGGUUCCUGGAGCCGCUGCUGUCGCCGACCGGCGACUACCCCGAGGCCAUGCGGCGCAAGGUGGACGCCCAGAGCGCGCGGGAGGGCCUCGCGGCGUCCAGGCUGCCGACCUUCACCGCCACGGAGCGGAAAGUACUGAAAGGCGCGCUGGACUUCCUCGGCCUGAACCUGUACUUCGGCUGGGAGGCCUGCGACGGCGUGCCCGACGGCGCCGGCAAGCCCUCCGUGGAGCGCGACGCCGCCUUCACCAUCAAGGGCACCCACGACCAGUUCCUGCCGCCCGGGCCCUUCCGGAGCACGCCGUGGUCCAUGCGGGCCACCCUGGACUGGCUGCGGAGCAGGUACGGCAACCUGAGCAUCAUCAUCACCGAGAACGGCUUCGGCGACGACGGCGCGGAGGGCCUCCACGACGCCACCAGGGUGGCCUUCUUGCACGCGCACCUCGGCGAGGUCCUGGCCGCCCUGCACGAGGACAAGCACGACGUGAAGGGCUACUUCGCGUGGUCGCUGCUCGACAGCUGGGAGUGGGGCGUCGGCUUCAAGCUCAAGUUCGGCGUGGUGCACGUGGACCACGCGUCAGGGUCGCUCCGCCGCACGCCCAAGGACUCGCUGUUCUUCUUGAGGGACGUCAUCAGGGAGAGGGGGUUGCCGUCGUUGCCUUCGCUGGCGUCGGGCGGCGCGCCGCGUCGCCGCGCGGCCUUGGCGUCCUUGGCCCCCGCGGCGGUGCUGAGCUUCGCCUUGGCGGCGCUGCGCCUCUAGCGUCAUCGCCCACCUCCCACCCUCAGUGGCCACAGUGUCUCUUCCAUCCAGUCCGCGCGCAAAGGACGAGACUUCUCAUUGCAAAAGCGUUAAAAAGUUUGCGCUCCAGUUAUUUUUUUUUUUCGUCGCCGUUCCUCGGAGCGCGGCGGUUUACCCGCCUGCUGGCAGCACUCGGGGUGGACGGUCACCCUUCCUCGGAGCCACCGCGGGGAGCGGCUUGCUGGCUUGCUGCUUCACAAAUCCAAAGUGGCGAUGAUAAGUUGGUGGAGCGAACCACUUGUUGGCCUCGCAGCCCAGCGGGCCCGGGGCCUGGCCUGGCCCAGCCCGGUGCCCCGGUGCUGGCAAGCCUGCGGGCUG